Molecule: messenger RNA, 3297 nt
Organism: Lodderomyces pseudojiufengensis
Lineage: Eukaryota; Fungi; Ascomycota; Pichiomycetes; Serinales; Debaryomycetaceae
Gene: AMS1
Product: alpha-mannosidase
Exons: 1
Coding region: 1-3297 (1098 amino acids)
Biological process (GO): oligosaccharide catabolic process; mannose metabolic process
Cellular component (GO): fungal-type vacuole membrane
Molecular function (GO): alpha-mannosidase activity; carbohydrate binding
Source: RefSeq, a predicted model, not a curated record
AUGGGGUACGAUAAUUUCAAUCAUCAACCAAAUUUUAAACCAAUUGAUCAUUUAUAUGAUGAUAGAUUGCGUCAAUUUACAGAUAAAGGUGGUCAAUAUCCUAAUUUAAAUUUACCUAAAUUUUAUGAUAUUCAUAGAAAAGAAAUUGGAAAUUUAAAAAGUUGGAAAGUUCCAGAUGAUAAAAAUGGUAAAACUCAAAGACCUUUAUUUAGGGAUAUUAAAUUUUCAAAUAUUGAAUGGGAAAAUAUUGGAUUAGGUUAUAAUUUUGGACCAAGUUGGAAAACUUUUUGGGUUAAAUUUAAAUUAUCAAUACCUGAAGAAUGGUUAAAAUAUGAAGGAUUAGAAAUAGAAUGGGAUUCAAGUUCUGAAGCUUUAAUUUAUAAUUCAAAAGGUUUACCAUUACAAGCUUUUACUGGUGGAGGUGAUCGUAAUUUAUUUGAUAUACCUGAAGAAUAUAGAACUAGUGAAGAACAAACUUUUUAUAUUGAAGUAGCAUGUAAUGGAAUGUUUGGUAAUGGAGCUGAAGGAGAACCUGAUCCAAAUAGAUAUUUUAAAUUAGUUAAAGCUCAUUUAGUUGUUCCUAAUUUAGAAGCAAGAAGAUUAUUUUGGGAUUUUUGGAUCUUAAGUGAUGCAGCAAGAGAAUUUCCAGGUGGUUAUUGGCAAAAACAUCAAGCUGCUGAUAUAUGUACUAAAAUUAUGAAUACUUUUAAUCCAGAAGAUGUUAAUUCCAUUAAAGAAUGUAGAAAAUUAGCAACAAAAAUAUUAAGUAAUAAAAUUAAUUCAGAUGAAGUUUUUGAUACAAAUCCAAAUCCAAAUAAAAGAGUAGAUGUAUUUGGUGUUGGUAAUUGUCAUAUUGAUACUGCUUGGGAAUGGCCAUUUGCAGAAACUAAAAGAAAAAUCGUUAGAUCAUGGACAACUCAAUUAAAAAUUGCAGAUAAAUAUCCAGAAUAUGUAUUUGUAGCUUCACAAAUGCAACAAUUUAAAUGGUUAAAAAAAUCAUAUCCUGAAAUUCUUGAUAAAAUUAAAGAAAAAUUUACAACUAAUCAAUUUAUUCCAUUAGGUGGAUCAUGGGUUGAAAAUGAUACUAAUUUACCAAAUGGUGAAUCAUUAAUUAGACAAUUUGUAUUAGGUCAAAGAUAUCUACAAAAUGAAUUUGGUUUUAAAUCAAAUAUAUAUUGGUUACCUGAUACUUUUGGUUAUAGUUCACAAAUUCCACAAAUUUGUCAAUUAGCAGGUAUAGAUAGAUUUUUAACUCAAAAAUUAUCAUGGAAUAAUAUUAAUAAUUUCCCAUUAUCUACUUUCAAUUGGAAAGGUAUAAAUGGUUCACAAGUCUUGGUUCAUAUGCCUCCUGCAAAUACUUAUACUGCAGCAGCUCAUUUUGGUGAUGUAUUAAGAUCCUCACGUCAGCAUAAGAAUUUAAGAGAUGUACCAACUGGUUUAUUAUUAUAUGGACAUGGUGAUGGUGGAGGAGGUCCAACCGAAGAAAUGAUUGAAAAAUUAAGAAGAUGUAGAGGUAUUAGUAAUGAAGUUGGAUUAUUACCAUCAGUAGAAUUAGGAGUUAACAUAGAUGAUUUUUAUGAUCAUUUAUUAGAAAAUUCAAAACAAGGAUCUACUUUACCAACCUGGACUGGUGAGAUAUAUUUAGAAUUUCAUCGUGGGACAUAUACUGUUCAAGCUCAAAUUAAGAAAUAUAUGAGAUUAGGAGAAAUUAAAUUACAUGAUUUAGAAUUAAUUGCAGGUUUAGUAAGUUUAAAAUAUAAAGAUUAUAAAUAUCCAGGUAAAGAAAUUCAAGAUUUAUGGGAAGAUCUUUGUUUAUGUCAAUUCCAUGAUGUUUUACCAGGUAGUUGUAUUGGUAUGGUUUAUUAUGAAGAAGUAUUUCCUAUGUUAAGUUCAUUAUUGAAAAAAGCUGAUGAAUUGACUUUUAAGGCUCUUAAAGUUGUUGGUAAAGGUAAAACUGUUUCAGUUGUCAAUACUUUAUCUUGGGAUAGAUAUGACGAAAUUCUUCAUAUUUCAAAAGAAGAUGCACCAGUUUUGUUUGAAAUGUGUAAGUACCAUGGACAUAAGGAAGAUGAUGAUAAGAAAAUCAAAGUUUCAGUAAGUCUUGUUGGGGGAAUGACUGAAUUCAAUACAAAAAUUAAAUAUCCUGCUACGGUUAAAGAAACUGAUACUGGUUUCACAUUAUCAAAUGGUUUAUUAGUCGCCAAAAUUUCAUCAUCAGGUGUUAUCACUUCACUUUAUGAUACUGUAGCAGAAAGGGAAAUAAUUGAUACAACAGAAACUGUUCAAACUAAACAAGGUAAUAAAUAUGUUGGAGGUAAUCAAUUAAUUUUAUUUGAUGAUGAACCAUUAAACUUCCCAGCUUGGGAUACUGAAAUUUAUUCAUUAGAAAAAUUCAAAUUAUUAGAUAAAGGAAAAUCUAAAAUUUUAUCUUCAGAUCCAACUGAAGUAUCAAUUUUAGUAACUCAUCAAAUUUCAGAAUUAUCAUCAAUUGAAACAAUAAUUUCUUUACCAGGAGUAAAUUCACAAAAUAAUAAUAAUUAUAUUAAAUUUUCAUCAACAGUUAAUUGGCAUGAAACUUAUAAAUUUUUAAAAGUACAAUUUCCAACUACUAUAAAUUCAGCAUUAGAAGCAAGUUAUGAAACCCAAUUUGGUAUAACAAGGAGACCAACUCAUUAUAAUACUACUUGGGAUAUUGCAAAAUUUGAAGUUUGUCAUCAUAAAUUUAUGGAUUUAAGUGAAUAUAAUUAUGGUGUCUCAAUAUUGAAUAAUGGUAAAUAUGGUGGUUCAAUUCAUGGUAAUUUGAUAAGAUUAUCUUUAUUAAGAAGUGCUAAAGCUCCUGAUAAUAAAGCAGAUAUGGGUAUUCAAAAAUUUGAAUAUGCAAUCUAUCCUCAUUCAGGACCAUUAGGAAUUGACACAGUAAAAGCAGGUUGGAAUUUUAAUUAUAAAUUAUUACCAAUUGUUGCUGAUACUUCAUUUUUGAAUGUUAUUAAGUUAGAAACUAAAUCAUCUUUAAUUUUAUCUCAUAUAAAAAGAGGUGAAGAUGAUGUUGAUGUAAGUCAAUAUAAGAAAUUGACAAAGAAAUCCAAAUCAAUUGUUAUUAGAAUUUAUGAAUCUCUUGGUGGUGCAAGUAAAGGGAAAUUAAUAAUUGAUGAAAAAUAUUUCAAAGUUGAUAAAAUUAUAAAAACUGAUGCAUUAGAAAAUAAAGUUAUUGAAGAAUUGAAAUAUAAAGAUGGAGAAGUUGAUAUUCAUUUGAAAAGCUUUGAAAUUGGUACUUAUAAAUUGAUUUUAAAAGAUUAA